Messenger RNA from Lycium ferocissimum, 1472 nucleotides. RefSeq lists its product as uncharacterized. The record is from RefSeq and is a predicted model, not a curated record. The transcript is spliced from 2 exons. The coding region runs from base 73 to 1215 and encodes 380 amino acids. NCBI's taxonomy places the organism in Eukaryota, Viridiplantae, Streptophyta, Magnoliopsida, Solanales, Solanaceae.
AAUAAAUAAAAAGUACUCUUUCACACUCUUUGAAACAGAGUACUUUGCGCCAUUUUUCCUCUUUCCUAUUUUAUGGUACAAAAAAGCAGCUUGAUAUCAGCCAUGAAGAUACCUCCAAACACUCCUCAAAGUUUGCCACGCGCCGCAGCUAACGCUACCCCAUUGUCACCACUGGCAUUUUCUCCGGCCAAUGAAAAAUGUCAAGUUUCGGGUAGUGGGUCAAGAAAAAGACCUGCACCACACUCAUUUGACCCGACCCAUGUUCAUCAUCAAGGUUCUUCACACAAACACAGACCAUCUGGUAACGCCCCUGCUGUUGUUCAAGAUCGCGUGGCAUCAUUAAAACCAUCUAUCCGACAGUCUGAAGCAUCGACCAAAGCUAAAGGAUGUCGGACUAGUGCUGUGGCGGAAAGUCAGUUAGGCCAAACCAAUACUUCACCAGCUAUGCAGCUAGAGUCAAGAAUACUAAAAGAAGUGAAGGCAGAAAUUGAAGAUGUUGCACCUGAUAUUAUUCAAGGUGGUAUCGGUGAAGCUCUUCUUCCUCCUCCUCCUUGUACUACUGUCGUUCAAGGGAUAAAUCUAAGCAAGCAGCCAACUUGCAUCAUAGAUGUCAAUUUCCUUCAACGAGUGGCGGUUGCUUUUGAAGAAGUAAAAUCAAAUCAAGAAGAAAGCACAAAAACGGCGAAACAAUCACUUACCAUGAAUCCGAGUCUUGAGCCAACUUUUCUAGCCAUCCGCGAAAAACACGGAGACAUUACAAAGGAUUGUCCUAUGGAGUCAGGCGACAUGCUUACCUCUGUUCUAGAAGUCAUAUGUAAGGCUGUCCAAGAACUCCAAAAGAAACGUUUGACUGAAGUUGAUCGUAAUCUCUUGGACUCCUAUUACUUAGUAGUCAAGGAUGCUGAGAAAAUGAAGGUGAAUGUCAACUGGUUAAGAAUUCGGCUUGAUGAGAUUAGAGAUGCAAUAAAUUGUAUUGUUGAGACAAAAAAGAUCAAUGAUGAGAUGAAUAGGCUUGCGGAACAGAAUGAAAAUGACAAGAAGAAUCUUGAAUCAAUGAAAGUUGAAUUGGAGAAACUCAAGUCUGAAAUUGGGAGAAGGGAAAGUAAGCUUAACAUGGAAACGCUGGUGACUGAAGAGCUGAGCAAUAUGAUUAAUAAACGGGCACUCAGAAUUCAGCAUUUCCAAAACAUGCCGUUGAUGGAAGCAUUUCCAUAGUUCUACUGUGUCGACAUCUUUUGUUUACCCUUAGUCCAUACUGAUGUUUUAGGACCGAUUUCCUCUGCUUAUUGUUACUUACCCACAGUGUCAUUUGAUCUGGCACAAGCUGAGGAUGAAUUUUACUCUUAGUUAUGGUUCAGAUACCUCAUCGGAUCUAACUCUCACAUCUCAGUAGUUGGUGGGAGCUUUUUUGUACCGGAUAUUAUAAAAUGUUCAAGGGGGGAAUAUAAGCAUUUUGCUGCCACAUGUUUGCA